Molecule: messenger RNA, 267 nt
Organism: Lactuca virosa
Lineage: Eukaryota; Viridiplantae; Streptophyta; Magnoliopsida; Asterales; Asteraceae
Source: the annotation of a GenBank genome assembly
AUGAAAAAAUCCACCACAAAGUUGUUCAUGCACAUAUUAUGCGUGACUUUGUUCAUCUUAAUCAUGAUUUCCUUUGAAGCAUUUGUGUCUUCUUCUACUGCCCAAGAACCUCAGCCACCACCAAACCCAUGGCUGAGGCACGAGAAGGCGGCACCACCAUCUCCCGCCCAGCAAAAGGAGGAAAUAGAAGAUUAUGGUGACUGGAAUGCUCCACCUUACACAGGAGGAGGUGGAAGAAACACCGGUGGUCCAAUACCUCACCCAUAG